Molecule: messenger RNA, 725 nt
Organism: Ostrinia nubilalis (European corn borer)
Lineage: Eukaryota; Metazoa; Arthropoda; Insecta; Lepidoptera; Crambidae
Gene: ND-ACP
Product: acyl carrier protein, mitochondrial
Exons: 3
Coding region: 39-500 (153 amino acids)
Biological process (GO): fatty acid biosynthetic process
Cellular component (GO): mitochondrion
Molecular function (GO): acyl carrier activity; acyl binding
Source: RefSeq, a predicted model, not a curated record
AAAUAGUUUGUCUAUGGUUUUUAUUUGAAGUCUGAAAAAUGGCUGCUGCGAAUUUAGUUCGAAGUGCUUUUAGUGGAUUAUUACGAAAAUCCACCUCCUAUAGAACACCGGUGGUAUGCCGGCUAUCAACUGUAGCCCUUCAACAAAAAUUCCGUACAGCCAUAACUUUGGCUAAAGCCCAAAAUUCCCUUCAUCUGCAAAAUGAGACCCAGAAAAUCGGUAUCCGCAACUACAGUGGCGGCCCCCCGCUCUCCUUAGAGCUUAUUAAAAGUAGGGUGCUCCUUGUCCUGCAACUUUAUGACAAAGUUAAUCCUGAUAAGCUCUCAGUGGACUCUCACUUCAUGACUGACCUUGGUCUGGACUCCUUAGACCAUGUGGAGGUCAUCAUGGCAAUGGAGGAUGAGUUUGGCUUUGAAAUUCCUGAUGGUGAUGCAGAGAGGCUUGUCAGACCACGAGACAUUAUCCAGUACAUAGCCGACAAAGAAGAUGUCUAUGAAUAAACUUUACAAUUAGGGCUCCAGCAUCUCAAAUAAUGUCUCGGACCAACUGUUUCUUGCACCAAAUCUGAACAGUGAAGUAAUAAAUUGCAGUAACUUUAAGCCAUAAUUUGCAGUUGGUCCAAGACAUGAAGGGUCAGCUUAGUAUCUAGUUCUGAUUUAAUUUACUUGUAAUUCAAGAAUGAACAAUAUGAACAUGGCUGAACAUCAUCUGUGAAGAUGUACAAA